UGCGUCGCGCGCUCACGUCUCAGCGUUCAAAAAAUAACAAUAAAUAAACCAGGCUCGAGGCGGUGACAGGCGCGUGCCUGCAGCUCGGUGCGCACUAGCCGCGCGCAAGACGCACUGUUCCGCGUGAGUAUUUUCUACUCACUGACACGGACGGAUUUUCACCGAGGCUGAGAUUCUCACGUGAAAAGCAGCGAUAAAAUAGCCCAGGGCUACGGAUCCAGGGUUUAGCCCGAGCUCUCCCCCAAGAGAGCAGAAGAAGAGCAGCACCUGACAGACAGAAAGAGAGGGCGAGAGAGAUCAGCGAGCCAGUGUCUUCACUCGCACAGAGGGAAGGAUGGGAGAGAUGGACGAUGAGAAGGGCCGGGCAGGGAGGAUGUUUGAGACCUUCGUCCAGACGUCCACCUGUAAGUCCACCCUGCAGGCCUUUAACAUCAUGUGCACAUACCUGGAGCUGGAUCCUCUGGAGCAUGAGUCCUUCUACAGCAACCUGAAGAGCAGACUGACCUGCUGGAAGGCCAAAGCGCUGUGGAGCAAACUGGACAAGCGAGCCAGUCACAAGGAGUACAAGAAAGGCAAAGCCUGUGUAGGCACAAAGUGCUUGAUAAUCGGAGGAGGACCCUGUGGCCUGCGUACUGCCAUAGAGCUGGCCUUUCUUGGUGCCAAAGUAGUGGUGAUCGAGAAGAGAGACACAUUCUCCAGGAACAAUGUUCUGCACCUUUGGCCCUUCACCAUCCAUGACCUCAGAGGCCUCGGGGCAAAGAAGUUUUACGGCAAGUUCUGUGCAGGCGCCAUUGACCACAUCAGUAUUCAACAGCUCCAGCUCAUGCUCCUGAAGAUCGCUCUGCUUCUAGGGGUCGAGUUCCACAUCAACGUGGAGUUUGUAAAGCUUUUGGAGCCUCCAGAAGACCAGGAAAACGAGGGGCCUGGUUGGAAGGCGGAGAUCCGGCCGUCAGAUCACCCUGUAGCUGAAUUUGAUUUCGAUGUUGUGAUUGGGGCUGACGGGAGACGUAACACACUCGAAGGUUUCAGACGGAAAGAGUUCCGCGGGAAACUGGCCAUCGCUAUUACGGCCAACUUUAUCAACAGGAACACGACAGCAGAGGCCAAAGUGGAGGAAAUCAGUGGCGUGGCCUUCAUCUUCAACCAGAAGUUCUUCCAGGACCUCAGACAGGAGACGGGCAUCGACUUGGAGAACAUUGUGUACUACAAAGACAACACACACUACUUCGUCAUGACGGCUAAAAAGCAGAGUCUUCUGGAUAAAGGAGUCAUCAUCCAUGAUUAUACCGACACAGAGGCUCUGCUCAGCAGUGAGAACGUCAACCAGGAAGCUCUGCUACACUACGCACAGGAGGCUGCUGACUACGCCACGCAUUACCAGCUGCCGACCCUGGAGUAUGCCAUGAACCACCUCAACCAGCCUGAUGUAGCCAUGUUCGACUUUACCUGUAUGUAUGCUUCAGAAAACGCCGCACUGGUCAGAGAGCGGUUCGGACAUCAGCUGCUGGUGGCGCUGGUGGGAGAUAGUCUGCUGGAGCCUUUUUGGCCCAUGGGUACAGGGUGUGCCCGUGGCUUCUUGGCAGCCUUUGAUACAGCCUGGAUGAUCAAGAGCUGGGCACAAGGCAGAGGGCCACUGGAAGUGCUAGCUGAGAGGGAGAGUCUUUACCGACUGCUACCUCAAACAACACCUGAAAAUAUCGCCAAGAACUUUGAUCAGUACACCAUAGAUCCUGGAACACGUUAUCCCAACCUCAACUCCAACUGUGUCAGACCACACCAGGUCCGUAACUACUACAUGUGUGGUGAACUGAAGCCCUGCUCCUUGGAACGAGCUGCUACUAUACGGCGCCCAGUUAAUCUGGCACGACGAGGAUCUGAGAUCAGGCCCAGCAGGUUGUUGACGUGGUGUCAGAAGCAGACAGAGGGUUAUCGAGGCGUCAGUGUGACUGACCUGAGCUUAUCAUGGACCAGCGGCCUGGCGUUCUGCUCUCUUAUCCACCGCUUCAGAGCAGACCUCAUUGAUUAUGAUUCCCUGAACGAAGAAGACUCUGCUAAAAAUGUCCAGCUGGCAUUUGACACAGUGGAAAAGGAGUUUGGCAUCAAGCCGUUCACUACGGGCAAGGAGCUAGCAUCCGGCCAAGAGCCAGACAAAAACAGCAUGGUGACCUAUCUGUCCAAAUUUUACGAGCUCUUCAGGGGAACGCCUCUGCCAUCCUCAGAUUCGAGAAGAGAAACCGGAGGAAAUAAUGAGGAAUGCACUGAAAGACCUUCCCAACAUGUUUACAGAUCAAUGAGCUUCACACAGCCUCGAAAACGGAUCCCAAAGGACGACAAAAAGGUAGAAGAUAAUGAUUCUUUUUACAAACGAAGACGGAGGACAGUGUGCAGUUUUUUGGAACCGCCAAACAACCUCUCCAGUCAAAACACAGCAUCUGAGAGGCAGGAGCUGAAAGAGAAUAAAGUCAAAUUCAUGGCUUCUCAGCUACUGGCAAAGUUUGAGGAGAGCACUCCAAGCUGCACGCUGCGUAGGCAGCUUACCGCAAAUUUUCUGAGCCCUCCGAGAUCUCCAUCACUCGAUCCGACAGCUCUCCCACUCUUCGUAAAACCCAGGAAGAAAACCCCACCACCUCCACCUCCUAAAAAACAGAUCCAACCAUCAGCCUGCUCAGCUCCUCUCCUCCCCUUUCCCUUUAACAUCCCUCGGCACGAUUGCCAAAAUCUCACCCACCCUCCUCACACUCCACGCUCACACUCACACUCUAAGCCUACCGACACACACAGGCAACCCACAUCAGAGUCAGAGAAACCUGAAGCAGACCACGGUGCGUCCUGUCACUCUGCCAUACUGACCAUGAGAGCAAUGCUGCAGCGUCUGCAGCAAGUGGAGGAAAAGAUCAUCCAGAGGAAAGCGCAGACAGAAAACACUAGAGAGUUUCGUAGAAAAAGCAUAAAGGAGAAAGCCGUCCACUUGAGCUCUCUGUUCUCUGGUAACAACAUCAUACCACCUCAGCCUGAGGUACAGCCUUCUAAUAAAGGCAUUCAGAGAGACUGUCCGAAUGGCUCACAUAUGCCUGCAAUCAAUCUUCCUCAUUCCAGUUCGCUUUUACCUCCAUCACAAUGUUCUGCUACUUCCUCCUGUUCAUUCCCAUCCAGCAAACCUGAGCACUUAGGGAUGCUACUUUCUAAAAGAGAUACUAAAGGAGAAACCCAGAAUAACUCGCACGUGCGCACUGUUGGCAAGGUGUCUCUGGUGGUAGAAGCUCGGGCCGAGACGCUACUUAACCUCUAUGAGAACGAUCACAGGCCCAAAGACACCUGUUUAUCCUCACCGAAUUCCUUGCGGAGGGAAUUCCCCCAGCGCUCGGGUGAUGUGUGUUAUGCAUGCAAGAAGCGGGUGUACGUGGUGGAGCGCUUGAGUGCCGAGGGGCUGUUCUUCCACAGAGAGUGUUUCCGCUGUGAUACCUGUAGCGCUCCUUUAUGUCAGGGCGGACAGGCUUUCGACUCAGAACAGGGAAAGCUGUACUGCAAGCUCCAUUUCUCUCAGCGUAAAUGUGCUGUAAAGCGCGGCAGGAUAUUGGAGCCAGAGAUGCCAUCUGAAAGCACCAGCCAGACAAGCGCAGCCAGACAAGCCGAGAGUGACAGCGACUCUGCGCAGUCUCCAGGUACUUUGUCGUCUGUGCUGAGGAGAAGCCUGCUCUGGCCGCUGCACGUGAGCCGGGCUGUUUGUGCCACACCACGCCGUGUUUGUAACUGGCUGGGUGGGAAAGUUCAGUCUCUGGGCCAGCACCUCAGGGAAAACGUGGAUGACUACACCAUUUUGUAUGAGCUUCUGAGCGUGGGGUUGCCCCUGCUCGUGGCACUCUAUGAAAUCCUGCUGCAGAUGCAUGCCGAGACCGGACCUCUCGACCUGCAGCCCCUUCAGCAGUGGCUCGAGCAGCACCUGGGCCGUGGGUUCCUCACGUAGACCACUGGGUUCAAGUUUUUCAUCUUUACCCUCCGUUAUUGAAUAAAUUCUGUUCCAGCUCUCUGGAAACUGAUGGUUAGCUGAGAUUAACAAUAUUCUUGACUAGGACGCGAACGUUUUUGUUCACGUGACAUGCCGUAUGAACCUCGAGAUGAUUGCUGCUCAUACAUUUCCCUCGCCUGAAAGCUGGGAAUUGAACAGUUGGUCUUGGAACAACUUCUUUGCCGUUCUCAUGUUACAAAAGUUCUCAGAAUGAUAGAAAAAGGAAGGGCAGAAGGGAAACAUUUGAAAACUGAACUUUGAGCACUUUAAUGAGUGAGCUGCCUGGGAUUGUACCCAUGUAGGAUUGGGAGCAAUGUUUUCUGCAUGUUUUGUACAAUAACUUUUAAUCUAAAAUGAUUUGUGUGUGUGUGUGUGUGUGUGUGUGUGUGUGUGUGUUUGCUGCAAGUUCACUGACACAAAACUGAACUGAAUCUGCUUUUGGUCUCGUGCAAUGAACCUGUCAAACAAACAGGGUGUUAUCAUCUGAACCAUCCUCACAUUGUACUUACUGAUACCGAAUGUUUACAGAUUUCAUCAUGAGAUUCAAACGUCUGGUAGAUCUCUCUUAAUGCCUCUUCCUCCUAGUUCAUGGUUUGUGAAUUUCAAGUCAUUUUCCACAUUCCACUGCUGAAUCUGAUGAAAACAGCUCAACCCAGAUAGCAUGGUUGAGGUUUUUUUUUUUUCUUUUCUUUUCCGUAUCACAGACACAGAACUGUUAUGUGCUCACAUACUGGUGCCAUCUUUAAUUAGCUGACUUUGAGUUUUACAGGCUAGAGGAAGUUCCGAGCGUAUUGUAGACGCUCAGAUUUAUGAGUGUGGCACGUGGCAUGCUGAAAAUCACACACAGUCAAAUCGAAGAGGCACAUACUGUACAUGUUUUUGGAGACAGAUCGUUUUCGUUUUCAUUACAUUAUAUCAGGGGUGUCAAACUUCCUCACGUUACCAUGUCUGAUGUCAGGUGGGCCAAUUUAGGGAGGCACGGUGGCUUAGUGGUUAGCACAAUUGCCUCGCACCUCCAUGGUUGGGGGUUUGAUUCCUGCCUCCGACCCUGUGUGCUCUUAGUUUGCAUGUUCUCCCUGCACUUCAGGGGCUUCCUCCAGGUACUCUGAUUUCCUCCCCCAGUCCAAAGACAUGCAUCAUGAGCUGAUUGGCAUCUUUAAACUUGUACGCAGUGUGUGAAUGGGGGUGUGUGUGUGUGUGUGAUUGUGCCCUGUGAUGGGUUGGCACCCUGUCCAGGGAGUCCCCUGGGAUAGGCUCCAUGCUUCCUGUAACCCUGUGUAGCAUAAAAGGUACAGAAAAUGGCUGGAUGGAUAUAUUGGAAAAAGACCAGGCUAUGCUUGUCCAAUCAACUGUCCAGUUCUGGUGAGUCUGUAGCCUCAGAUUCUUGCUUUCAGCUGACUGAAGUGAAAACCAAUGCUGUUGCAGCACAAUCCGCCUAAAUAUUCAACGUGUUUUGAGAUGCUUUUCUGCUCACCACAGUUAUAAAGAGUGAUUAUUUGACUUACUGUAGACUUCCUGUCAGCUCAAACUGAUCUUGGUUAUUGUCCUCUAACUUUUCUCUCAUCAACAAGGCGUUUCCAUCCAAAGAACUGCUCCUUACAGAUGUGUUUUGUUUAUUUAAUUUUUUUGCACCAUUCUGUGUGAAUGUUGUGUGAGAAAAUCUCCCAGGAGAUCAGCAGUUUCUAAAAUGCCUAUCAAACCAGACCAUCAUACCACGGUCCAAAUCACUGAGAUCAUUAACUGAGGCGCUUGUACGUGCUUGUAUGCGAAACCCAGUUCACCUGGAACUGAAUUGGGUUCGCAUGUUUUGAACAGAGAAAUGCUUGACAAGGAUCUCGCUAAUGAGGAAUGACGUAUCGUUGGCACAUUUUAUUCUGAGUUUGUUGCUCUAAUUGACCUCCCUAGUCGAAAAACAGCGCCGAGCCCUUUUUAUUUCAAGUCUUCCACUCUAAUUACGGCCCACGAUGCAAUUUUAAUCUACAACGCGACUCCUAAAUUCAUUUGCGCCGUAUGUUUGACACCCCUGCAUUAUAUAAUAGUGUUAAUAGACUGUUUUGUGUGCAGUCUGAACGCACUGAACAUUCUACAACUCGACCUGUUUUCUAUGGAGAUUUGUAUUUUUAUACACUGGAAGGUAUAUUUUGUACUGUUCCGUUAUGUAGCUUUCUCUUCCUUAGUUUGUGUUUCAUUUCUUAUACGGUGUACAUUGUUAAAGACAAGGCAUUGACACAAAAUGCACCAAAAAAAAAAUGCAUGUUAUUAAUCUCACACUGUGUAGUCUGAUUUGAUCUGCUUCCUAGUUCAAAUUUCUUCUUUUUCCUGUUAUUCACUUGUAGUCUUUCUCGACCUGUCUGCUGUGUCCACCCCUGACAUGCUCUGAGUCAUUGAUACACUCAAGGUGACCACCUACACGCUCCCAUGACGCAGUGCUCAGUGGUGUGUCCAUAAAGCAUGACAGCAUGCGCACGUGCACUGUAUAAGUAGUGGAUGUGAUAUCUCGUGCAUGGAAAAUGUACCUGAGAUACACCAGGUCUUAACAGCUAAUUUCCUGUCUGCAGGGUUUGUUUAUUGUCUGCGUUUAUCAGUGAUUGCACAGCAGAGUUACGGAGUUGUGUUUGGAUCUGCAUCUGAUGUGUCAUUGCUGGGAAAGGCAUGCUCGUAAGACAUGGCACUCCCUUUUAGCUUUUGGACUUUACUACAAGUCAUGACUAACAGGAAUGUUCUUCCUGUGUUUUUCCACAGAGCAUCUUCACUACACAUUUUUUAAUUAAUUCUUCUGUUUCAAAGGCGUCUCUCAUCAACGAAACCCAUCAACAGAUCUUUUGUGCCUCGUAACAUGCGAAGGACGUUUAGUUAGAAUAGCACCUUUUACCCGACAUGUUGCAAAACUGUAUUAACAAAACAUUUUUUUGCUUUAUUUAUGCCAAGCCAUACGCAUUUAAUAAAUGACACGAGCGACCUGAA
This is a messenger RNA of Ictalurus furcatus (blue catfish), 6970 nucleotides long. RefSeq names its product microtubule associated monooxygenase, calponin and LIM domain containing 2a (gene mical2a). Gene Ontology annotation, molecular function: protein binding; FAD binding. The transcript is spliced from 26 exons. NCBI's taxonomy places the organism in Eukaryota, Metazoa, Chordata, Actinopteri, Siluriformes, Ictaluridae. The record is from RefSeq and is a predicted model, not a curated record. Bases 335 to 3964 code for a protein of 1209 amino acids.